This is a messenger RNA of Tricharina praecox, 2097 nucleotides long. RefSeq lists its product as uncharacterized. NCBI's taxonomy places the organism in Eukaryota, Fungi, Ascomycota, Pezizomycetes, Pezizales, Pyronemataceae. Bases 176 to 1978 code for a protein of 600 amino acids. Gene Ontology annotation, molecular function: hydrolase activity. Gene Ontology annotation, cellular component: endoplasmic reticulum. Gene Ontology annotation, biological process: GPI anchor biosynthetic process. The record is from RefSeq and is a predicted model, not a curated record. The transcript has a single exon.
UGCUCCCUGCAGUCAUAAAGAGGUGACGAACGUCGUGUCUCGACACCACACACAACACCUCUGACAUCCCAUUCUCCGUCACCAUUAUCACACAAUCGAUAACAAUGUCAACCUAGUUAUCAUCUUCUGUACAUACACAUUCCCAGCCUCCCAGCGCGCACACGAUACGGUACCAAUGAUCCGCUACGCCACCUCGCCGCGGCCACCGCCCAUCGACGACGACGCAACCUCUCCGCACCUCUACCACCGUCCGCGCCCCACCUCGCAAGCGCACCAACGCAGCACACCCUUCAACUUCCUGCAAUCGCUGUGGCACAACUACACUUCCCGGCGGCGGCACCGACGGCGUAGCUCCACGCUCCCGGGAUGGAGCGGGCUCACCGCGCUGAUCACGAUCAUCUGGCUGCUUCUCGUUGUCUACUACGAGCGGUACAUCUGGACGUCCUCGAUCGCGGCGUGCCAAUGGGAUUCGUGGGAGCGGUGGCCGGCCGGCGCGACGCCGCACCGCAUAGUCCUCGUUGCUGACCCCCAGCUCGUCGAUAUACACACGUACGCGCGCCGCGGCGCCUCGCUCGCCGCUACGAUCUUCUACAGCGAUAAGUACCUGGCCCGCGCGUGGUCGCUGCUGCAUCAGGAGCUCGUUCCCGCUGAGGCGUACUUUCUCGGCGACCUGUUUGAUGGCGGGAGGGAGUGGGGGACUAGUGCGCGCUUGGGAGAGAAGGAGAAGGGGAUAGGACAUGAUCCCCAUGAGGUCGGGGAUUGGCGGAAAAAUGGUAUGGAGUAUUGGAUCGAGGAGUUCAGGCGCUUCGAGGGGAUCUUUGGAGCCCCUGCGGGCGUUAGGAUGAAGAGGGGAAUGCCCGGGAAUCAUGAUUUGGGGUUUGGUGGCGGGGUUAAGUUGAGUGCCCGCGGACGGUUUUCGGCGUUCUUUGGCGAAGGGAAUGAUCGCUGGACGGCGGGGAACCAUACCUGGGUCAUGGUCGAUGCCGUGUCGCUGAGCAAUGAGGCGGAUCCCGAGAUCUAUGCCGAGGUGCAUGAAUUCUUGGAUGGACUCGACACGGUGACAGAGGGUGGGGGCAAGUGGCCGCAGGUCGUCGAGUCGAAUCCAGUUGCUGCGACGCCGCCGCCGCCGACUACACCGCCGACCUCGCAGCAGCCGACAGUGUUGCUGACACACGUGCCGUUGUACCGGGAGAAGGGAACGCCCUGCGGCCCGCUACGCGAGAAAGGCACCGCCAUCCCGAUCUGGAAGGGAUACCAAUACCAGAACGUGUUGACGCAGGAGCUAUCCUCCACGCUGCUGAAGAAGACGCACGCGAAGUACGUCUUCUCCGGCGACGACCACGACGCCUGCGACGUCACGCACAUGUAUGGACCGCAGGGCCUCGUGCGCGAGUGGACCGUCAAGAGCAUCAGCUGGACGAUGGGCGUGCGCCGCCCCGGGUUCGAAAUGGUGUCGAUGUGGAACCCCGGAACAACAACAACGACGACGGAGGCACCCCCGCUGCCCCUGGAUGACGACGCCCCCGCUAGGGUCCCCGAGACCCCGGCUGAGCUCACGGCGCGAUUGGGCCCGGAUGAUGAGCGGAAUACGGAGCAUCUGGCGCCACCGCCCCCGGAGGUCCACGGCGACCAGGACACCCUGCACAGCCAUCUGUGUCUGCUGCCUGAUCAGAUCGGGAUCUUCCUGACUUAUCUGAAGUGUCUUGCUGUCACGGUUAUGAUUGUGUGUCUGAAUGUCUGGUGGACUCGGCGGGACAGGAGGGCACGCAGGGAGGGCGGUGCGGUCGAGGUGCUGCCCAUGGCGCAGACGUGGAAGGGCAUGUCGGUGCGCGAAGACGGCGGCCAGGGGAAAUACUGGAAGCCACGGCCGAGGCAGGCGCUAGGGCGGUUCUGGUGGGUGACUGAGAUUGUUGUGGAGAUGGGACGUAUGGCGGCCGUCGCGGUUGCGUUCUAUGCAGUGCUGCUCUGGCGGUGGUAAGAUGCUGGAUGUACUUGUAUGGAUUUGGUUGCGUGCGUGUUGGAAUACCACCCUUGGAGAAUAUGAUGCUUUCUUUUCGUGGUGGAAAUAUCUAUGCAGCGUGGUCUAUUGAUCGGGAU